GAAGUAAAAGAAACUUCUAUCCUCCCCAUGCUAACUGUUGACAUGGAAAACAAGGAAAAUGGCUCUCUGGAUGUCAAAAAUUCAGUAGAGAACGGGAGACCUCCAGAUCCUGCUGACUGGGCUGUUACCGAUGUUGUGAAUUAUUUCAGAACAGCUGGAUUUGAAGAACAAGCCAAUGCUUUUCAAGAACAGGAAAUUGAUGGCAAAUCAUUACUGUUGAUGACAAGAAAUGAUGUACUGACUGGACUUUCAUUAAAACUGGGGCCUGCGCUGAAAAUCUAUGAAUAUCACGUAAAACCUCUACAGACACAACAUCUAAAGAACAACUCUUUAUAGGGAAUUGUCUAAUUGGGGUCAUGUUGUGCCUCAAAUGAUAGAUAAGCAAUUUGGUUUCGUGUGAUGGAACUUUGUAAAGAGAGAAUAUAUCUAUUAAGAGUUUAAACCAAAUUACAAUAUAUAUCCUAUUGGAUAGAGUUGGCAAUAUACUAUAUACUGAGUCUGAACUGAGAGAGGUGGUGUGUAUUUUUUACAUAGUACAUAAUGAUUUUCUUUUUUAGGAAGUGUCAGUGAGCAUGUUGAGAUAGCUACAUCACUGUAAUCCAGAACAAAGGGGAGGUAUGUCAUUCUCAUUUUUGAGCUGGACAUGUGCUUGAUUUCAUUAAUUAAAAUACCAAAAAAUAAACAAAACCAACCCCAAAUAAAGUUUACAUGCAUCUUUAGGAGAGAGAAACCAAUUAAAGUAGGUUUUGGUUUACACUAAAGACCUAAAAUUUUACUACUUAUAAUUUUAGGAUGGGACUGACACUUGCCAAGUCACCCUUUAUUGCAGAGGGUCCUAUUUUGACCUUAUUAAGGUUUACUUGUGGUAUGCUGCAAUGUUUAAAGCUGUACAUACAACUAACAUAACUCCUUCGAUAGCAGAAGGUGUUGCUGACAGGUGAAACUGGGUUGUGUAUUUUUUGCUGUCCUUUAAAUUUUCAGCUUGUUUUCACCUGUUUUUAAUAGUAGUCCUAUGUAAAAUAGAGUUGGUUUUUAAAGGUUUGUGUUGCUUUGCAAACAAAGAAAGCUUCCUUUUAUUCCUUUUUUAAUUUAUGAUUGUUUUCUAACAUUAAGCAGAAAUUUGUGAAAAGUAAAAUUCUGCACAUUUUUAAUAUUGUCUGUCAUUGGUGUUGUAAUGAUUGAUUUUUUAAUGCUUUACAUAACAGUUUGAAUACUUGUUUUGAGAACUGAAAGAAGCUGUCUCAUCACCAUACAUCUCUGUUAAAAGAGAGUCUUGUUCAAUCUGUUUGUACCAGUUCCCUAUUUGAUAGGUUGCUUGCUAUAUCCCAAUAAAACAUUGCUUAUGUUUGGAUUC
Molecule: messenger RNA, 1354 nt
Organism: Acanthisitta chloris (rifleman)
Lineage: Eukaryota; Metazoa; Chordata; Aves; Passeriformes; Acanthisittidae
Gene: SAMD13
Product: sterile alpha motif domain containing 13
Exons: 3
Coding region: 28-336 (102 amino acids)
Molecular function (GO): protein binding
Source: RefSeq, a predicted model, not a curated record